This is a messenger RNA of Octopus sinensis (East Asian common octopus), 1788 nucleotides long. RefSeq names its product elongator complex protein 4-like. Bases 82 to 1242 code for a protein of 386 amino acids. The transcript has 10 exons. The record is from RefSeq and is a predicted model, not a curated record. NCBI's taxonomy places the organism in Eukaryota, Metazoa, Mollusca, Cephalopoda, Octopoda, Octopodidae. Gene Ontology annotation, biological process: tRNA wobble uridine modification. Gene Ontology annotation, cellular component: elongator holoenzyme complex; cytoplasm; transcription elongation factor complex.
CACAAACCAUAGUUUCGCAUGAGCAGUAGUUGAAUAUGGCGACACCAACCUAGACAUUGUUUCGUAUCAACAAUAUCUAACAUGGCGACAGCCAGCUUUUCAAAGAAUAAAUCUUCGCAAAGAUCCAGAGUUCUACAAAUACCGGGAACGAAACCGUCACUGUUCAACCACCAACUUCUAGUGUCCUCUGGAGUACCAUCGUUUGAUAACCUCUUGGGUGGCGGCAUUGCUGUUGGUUCCUUGGUAUUGAUUGAAGAAGAUACUUUUGGUCACUAUGGUCAACUGUUACUGAAAUAUUUCCUGUCUGAAGCGGUAAUGACCGGUCAGUCCAUACUACUUGCUGGAACAGAGGGCCAUCCACAGAGUGUACUUAAGGAACUACCGAAACCUAUUGUUGAUGAUGUCACCCCGGUACAGUCAAACAUGAUGCAGACAGAUGAAAUGAAGAUAGCUUGGCGUUACCAACAUCUUAAUAAAUACCAGUCCAAUCCCACAGCCGUCAAGUUUGGACAUUACUAUGACCUCAGCCAAUAUAUGGAUGAAGAUUUGGUGUCCAGUGCUGAUGUAACAUUGAUCACUUCACAGCAACUCUCUCAGCAACAUUUACAUGAGGAACCACCAGGUAUUGAACCUACAAACCUUGAGAUGUCAGCCUGUCUACAGUGUCUUCUCUUGAAUAUUCAACAACAUAUCCAAGAUGGUCAGUUUGGUACUCAGGACCAACCUGAGAAGCACAAUGUCCUAAGAAUAGCAAUCCCAUCUUUGGGUUCUCCACUCUGGGGCAAUUUAAAGACAAGUGAAUCAGAUGGUUUACUGUCUAUAGUUGACACUGACCUUCUGCGCUUCCUACUUGCUUUAAGGGCCAUUCUAAGAUCAUCCUUUGCUGUGUGUAUGGUAACUGUACCGUCACUCAUUAUGGAGGAUGCUAAUUUUAUCCACAAAAUUGAACGACUCUGUGAUACUGUUGUGCAUUUGGAGAGUUUUGCUGGUUCCAGCCGCAGCGAGAACCCUUUGUAUAAAGAAUAUCAUGGUUUGUUCCAUGUUAAGCAAUUACCAAAAUUGAAUGCAAUCAAGUGUCAGAUGCCAGACACAACAGACUGGGCCUUUAAACUGAGACGUAAGAAGUUUGUGAUUGAGAAACUUCAUUUGCCACCAGAUCUCUCUGAAACCGUAAGCCGAUCAGAAAGCCGACCUGGAAUUAUAGGAUGUGGUACCACUGGACAUCGACAUCUUGACUUCUAAAAUUUGAUUGUUCAUGAAGAUGGUAUGGCAACAGCUACUGGUUGUUUGUUGUGAUGAUGAUGAUGAUGAUGGCCAUAACGUUGACUGUAAUCCAGAAGGUUCUCUCACCUACUCCACUGUUAUCUCUUUAUUGUCAACACCGGCGCUAUAUUAUGGCCAAUACACUAAUAUCAGCUCAGUAUCAAGGUUAGAUUUGGUAUAACGAUCUUAGGGGUAGCCUUUUACAUAAUUCCAAAUGUAAUCGAGAUGCCAGAAUUGUCUCCCUUGCCUCUUACAUCUCGCUAUUAAUUCUCUUCAGCGCUUUUUUCAGUAAAGGGAGAGAAUUAAGUGAAAAUUUUCUUCCCCUCAUGUUAAGUGUGUUAGUGGCUGACCAGAGAAUAUCGAGACGAAGGGAUCUUGUUUUGUGGGCAGCAUUAUUUCUAAAUAUAUAAGAAAGCACAGGUCAGUGAAAUAAAGAUGACAUUGGAUCUUUUCCUUUUGAACGGCAGUUUUCAGCACAAUUUCUAGUUAACUAAACACUUUUAAACUUCGUAUACUGGUAGAAUA